Molecule: messenger RNA, 1232 nt
Organism: Penaeus monodon (black tiger shrimp)
Lineage: Eukaryota; Metazoa; Arthropoda; Malacostraca; Decapoda; Penaeidae
Source: RefSeq, a predicted model, not a curated record
CGGCGUUAGAGAGAGGGAGAGGAGAGGCCCGGCAAAUGAGUCAAGAAUAUUUAAGCCGUGAAACCUUAGAGAAGACUCCAGUCCUGUCGAAGACGUCGAAGGAGGAGGAACGAACGCGUGUAUUCGCCGGGAGAGGAAUCAUUUGCAUAAUCAUCUGAAAUGGCUCGUGACAGGACCCAGGUGUGGAUCUGGCUGGCGGUACUCGGAGUGUUCAUUCAGUCCUCUCAAUGUCUGGGUUGGGGGUCCUCCUCUUGCUCUCUCAAGGAAGAUGACCUCAAGAAGCUGGAGGAACUCUGCACUAAGACGGCCGAAGUGGUCAACGCCUCAGUGGCUAGUCUUGAGCUGAAACUAGAGCGAGUUCUUACGUUCGUCGAGGAAAUGAAGAAGCACGAGAACGCCUGGAUUGAGGAAACCAGUACGUCGAACGGUUCAAAAGGGACCGUCGAGAGGGACGUUUCGACCCAGGAAGCCGUCCUCGUGCCCUCGGUGCUGACGAGCACUCCGACGCAGGUGGAAGCUGCUGAGGUCCAGGGGCAGGAGAGUCAGAACAGCAGCUACAGGAACAUCCAGACCACUCGCUUACACCCUUCUUUUCAACAUUCCGUCUUCCACUUCCCCUACAGGAGAAUGCGAAGCUCAGGUCAUCGACAACCACGAAACUAUCGGCAUGUUCUAUAUGACCUCCUUCCGCCACGGUCACUGCGCCAACAGACACCCGAUAACUGCGCCUAUUCGCCAUUGCCUCGGCUACUGCGCUACCAGGACCUAUAUUGAACGGGAAGCAGGAAUCUGGAGUCAAGGCAACCGCUGCAGUAGCUGUCAGGUGGACAAGCUGGAAACCCUCAAAAUCCCUCUCGCUUGCGAUGACGGCUUCACCUUCGAGAAAGCCUUUGAAAACGUCGUCAGUUGUCGCUGCCAGCCUUGCAAGCCCGUCAAGGAAUAGAAGGACGUCUGUUUAUUACGUGUAAUAAUUUCUUCUCAUUUCGGUGUUAUGUGAGAGACAUGUGGCGUUGUAUAUGUUUGUUUAUUCUAUAUAAAAAAAAAAAAGAACGAAGGAGGUGGGGAUAUAUAAACGUAUUUGUAAACUGGGACUAGAAUGGUUUAUUUACAAAGAGAAGGAGAGAGAUUAACAAAUAGGUUCCUAUGGUUUACGGAUCUAUGUUCUUUGUUUACUGGAGUUUUGAAUAAUUUGAGAUUGGAUUAGUUCAUGAUUAUAAAUAAUUCCGCUUUCA